Cyprinus carpio (common carp) is the source of this 2596-nucleotide messenger RNA. RefSeq lists its product as uncharacterized. NCBI's taxonomy places the organism in Eukaryota, Metazoa, Chordata, Actinopteri, Cypriniformes, Cyprinidae. The record is from RefSeq and is a predicted model, not a curated record.
AUAUCAACUCCAGUCAUGUGCCUGUUUGGUGGGAAUUAAGUCACCGGUAUGUGGAGGGUUUGUUGACUUUAACAUUAGUCAUUCAAACAAACGUUUGCUUCAUUUUCCAUUUUAAGCGUCAGAUAGUUUGAUCACAUGUUGCGACUUUGGCCGCCUUGACAUUGUAAUUGUGGCAUGGGCAACGAAAACGUGUUCUGUGCUAUAAGAUUAAGGCAAAAAGUGUUUUAACAUGAUUUAAGCAUUUUUCACAGCUUACAAAGUAGCAACAGUCAGACUUUGGAAUUUCAAAGCAUUUCUUAUGUCCAAAGCACCGCCCAGUUUUUACCUGGGAUUCACACACCCUCAUGAAAAACUCUCUCCCCUCCCUUCAGCUUCUUCUUAUAAGAGUUGAUUCAUAUCUGCCAGGCAUAUUACUGAGCACAGACACCGGCCAGGUUGACUUCUACUCCAGAAUCUAUCUGCAUCCUUGUUACAAGAUGAAGACAAACACAGUGAUCAGUUUGAUGUCACUGAUGUCUAUCUGGAUGUGGACUGGAGAAGGUCAGAUAUUCCAGCCUGAGCUUACAUCUAAUGCUUUCCUAGCCAAGGUCACCAGUAAUACAGUGAUACUGAAGCAGCCGUAUUGUGUAUUUAAUCAGCCAUGCCCUGGCUGUGAGAUAUGGCUUGUGGCUGGGCUGUGCUCAGCAAACGGCACCUUUGAUGCUCUAGUAAACAGCUCAACUACCAACAUCCUCAGCUUGUCACCCUACCCAACAGCAUUCAACCCAUCAUCAAACAACUUCUUUCUGACCAGAGUUGGACUUCUGUCAGACUUCCCCUGUAAUCAGUACCCCAAUGAUCGCUACUUCGUAGUCGGCGCUGAUGGGAUUUGUAGUGGCGUCAACUGUAACGGAGUAUUACCUGAUGGAUCCACCAUUUGUUUCAAGUAUCUUCUAAUCGAUGCUAAUAGGACUCUUGUUAAUUCGUCAAACUGGUCUGGCAACAUUACUCUUCCCAAACUACUACCCCUUCAAACUAUUUAUGACGGUCUGAGUGCGAGAUCUGGUGCUAUGGUUGUCAUUACUACCAUCCUAUGUGUGGCUGCAGCUCUGCUUUUACUUCUUUUCCUCAUCAUGUUAUGUGUAACCUGCUGUAGGCCUACAAAGAAAGACGGUAAGCAAAUCUCAGUCAUGAACUCAAUCCGUAUCCCCCGCUAUGACACCCACAACCUAAAGGAGCGUGUGCACCCCUACGACAACCCAGCUUACCAGUCGGACUUGAAAAAUUACUCCACAUCAUCCACUCUGCCCAAGAACGGUGCACGAAAGCUGUGAGCUCCCAAAGACACCAUCACUGCACUGCAUAUUCCAGGGGACGGCAAACUACUUUGCAGCAUUUUCUCUUUCAUUGUUAGAUACGAGGCAAAAUAGAGGACAGGAAGUAAACUUGAAGUUAACCCAUCAACUCUAUGUUUCAAAUGUUUCUUGUGUAGUAUCAAACCAGAAUGGUUGUGCUAAAAGCUACUUUUCAGUCAUCAUCUUCCAGCUUUUUGUAAACUCUUGUGACAUCAGUAUUGUUUGUGAUCAAAGGAACAGAUGGAACAGAACUGCACUACACUGACUACAACAUGCAAAUUCACUAGAUGGAGCUGUUUAGUAGGAAAUAUGUGGCAGGGUGACAGUCUUACUGUAAUAUUUAGUAGCUGCUUUCUUGUCUUAGGGGUCAAAUAGGUCUAAAUAACCCUUUAUCAACCAACCAGGUGAAUUUGUUUCUUUUAUACUGGAUAUUUUGUAUUAUUGAUAUUCUUAAAACUUUCUCUUUUUUCUUUCUUUUCCAUGUUUAAUCAUGAUUAGUCAUCAUUCUCUUGGUUAGUGGUUUUAUAAGUCAUUUUAAUCUUUGUCGGCUGUGUAUGUGCUAAAUGUAUACAAAGCAGUUACCCUGGUCUUUAAUCAUUUAGGUUAAAAUGUUAUGAAGUUUAAGUUAGAGCUUUAGGUUAAAAUGUUAAGAAUUUACUUAUAUUACAGGUGUUUUCAGUUUUUUUAUGAUUGUUAAUCACGUUUUAUGCAGAAAUCUUGCUUAAACAGUCUGGGAGUACAGUCAAAUGUACAGCCGUUCCAUGUAGUUUCUCAGUUAAGACAAUGCACUUAAUAAAAUCUGCAUGUUUAAUAAUUAGCCUAUACAGUCAACUUCUAAGGAAGUAUCCUAACUGUGAUACAACCUCAUAAGUGAGUAAAGUUUAAUGAUACUCUAACAAGCAUAAAAAUAAAAAAGCACACACAAAUACUGGGUAACUCAUUUUAAUGACUCUUUUUGUUGGUACUACUCAGUAUUGAAUGAAGUAAAAGUUUAUUUAUAAUGCUGCCUUAAAUUUAAGCCUUCGGUUAGUUUUUAGGCUUAAUUAAGCUCUUGGAACAGUUGUAAUAUUGGGAGUGAAGCCUUCAAAUUCCACCUUUGGAAAAUAUAAAAUCUGAUUAUUAUUUGCUUAUUUUGGACAUAAUCCACUUUUAUUGUCUGGGUAAUUGCACUACUUUCUAUAUCUUAAAAAGUCAAGUCAUACAUCCAUGCAACACACUUUCAUGGCAAUUUGCAACUAUUUUAAUUUUUGGUGAAUAAAAGG